AAUUUUUAGUAUUCAUACAUGUGACCAUUUAAUAUCACUAACUGAAAGUUUUUUUUCAAGGUUACUAGUAUGUUUUGACAACGAUAUGCAAGUCACGGGAUACGGAUGACCACCUUUCCUCGGAAUGAGAUCAAAAUGUCUGCAAAACAUGCAUGUCACAUCGACAGAGUUAAAGGAAUUUUCAGCAAAAGCUGGAAUCUUUGUUUUUUCUUCAUCAUCAUGACGAGUUUGACAUGUGUAUUGCCUUUCCAGUUUCGACAUAACAGAGCAGCACGAACUCCAUGUUUGGAAUCAUCAAAGACACUCCGGGAAGUACAGAACUGCCCAACAAAUAAGGAUACUUGGGAGGAAAGAUCAAGAUUGAUGGAUUGUGGGAAUAUUCAACAUAACUGUUCUGAAACCUCACUCGUCUACCAUUGUCUUUUGGAUCAAUAUGGAAGAGGUUUAAUGGAGGUGUGCGCUUUAAGUACAGAAAUUAUAGGAAGACGAUGUGCCGAAUAUAACACAGGUGCAAUGAUUAUACAAGAACAUUUUGCAAAAAGGUGCAGAAUGUGUCCGUUUGCUUACAAUUCCAACGUUGGCUACCUUUAUGGUGAAUGUUUUCAAGUAGAUGAACGCGAAUUGACAACGGAAAGUGCUACAAUAAAGCAACACAGCUCAACACUCUCACUGGUAAUGAGUUCAACCUUUUCUGAAAGGAAUUCAUCUUCAAAUACGGAACAUAUUGAUGUCACUGAAGAAAAUUUCGUCUCGAUGAUAACUCCAAUUAUCAUUGGCUUAAUCUUACCGGUUUUAUGUAUCACGUGUACAGCAUUGGUGAAUGUACUGAUUUCAUUUAAACCCAAAGAAUUGACAUCAUCGGAAAGAGAAAAUGAGGAUUUUAUAGAAUUGACACCUCUAAUGAUGGGAAACAUGCAAAAAACUGUAUCAGAAGUUUCUGAUGAAGAUGUCAUUCAGCAAUGGAAGGAGGAAGAUUCCUACUUUUUUGAAACAAAAUCUUUCUCGGCAAUGAUGGAAAAGGUUCAAAAGAAAAGUUAUAUGACAUUUGUUGGUGUGGCAGGUUCAGGAAGAUCAGCAACUGUUCGCCACAUCGCCCUAAAAUUCCAAGAUGAAGGAUACAAAAUUGUACCUGUUCAAGAUAUUAGAGAUUUGCAGUUACAGUUCUUUGAUAUUCAUAAACCACAAAUUUUUAUCAUUGAUGAUGUCGUGGGUGAUUCAGGCCUUCACAGAGAAAAAUUGACUUGUCUUUUAGAAUGUGAGGAAAGAAUUACAAAUCCGCGUUUAACAAAAUCAAAAGUGCUAAUGACAUUCAGAGAAGAUGUGUUUGACAAAUGUUGUAAAUCGUUUUUUACUAGUGAGCAGCAUGUCAUUAGACUGCAAACGGAAGAAACAUUGACUGAUGAUGAUAAAAGAGAAAUUCUUGAAAAGCAUGGAUUGGAUAGAGAUUUACUUUCUUUUUCUUCGCUUAGAAAAAGUUUCGAUAUGUUCCAUCUUCUCUGUAAACUUUAUUUGAAAGAAGACACUUUCAGGGCAUAUGGUGAAAUUUUUUUUAUCAGCCCGCUCCAGUGUAUCUCCAGAGAACUGGACAAAAUGUCCAUUGAAAACAACGUCUGGUAUGCUGCACUUGUUUUGUGUGUUUUCAAUAAUGACAAACUUUCUGAAGAGAUUCUUGAAAUCGAAUCAAACAAAGAUUUCCAAGAAAUGAAAUUGACUGUCUUAAAAAAAUGCGAAAUUGAAAUUGAUCCAAAAGAAAUAAAAUUUGUCAAUGCAUUGUCAGCAAUGGAUGGAACAUAUACUAAAAAGUACGGGAAAGAUUACAUAAUUAUUCAUGACUUAAUAUUCGACGUUAUUGCAUGUCACUUUGGUUCAAAGUUUCCAGAGCUCAUUUUGAGGUAUAUGAGUACCAGUUAUAUAGUGCAUAAUGUAAAAACAAUCUCUCCGUGGAAUCCGAAAAAAGUAAAAGUAGUUGAUGUUUCAAACCAAAUCAAAGACGAAAGAAAGAAAUAUACUGAACAUACAUGUAGUUUAAGAUUACAUUCAAAAUAUUAUCCAUUGCUAGCGGAGAGACUAUAUGAAGAUUUAAAGAAAAUGGAACUGCAAGAUAUUUUUGGUAGUGAUAUUUUGAAACAUCCAGAUGUAUGUCAGGCAUUGUUAGAAGUGCUCAAAAAGGAUAGCUUCGAAAAAAUAAAAUCUGUAUUUCUGUCAGAGCAUGAGGAUGCAACAAAAUUAGAAAUACGAUGGCGAGAUGCAGGACGAGAUAUCAGUGAAAGAACAAAAGAUCUGCGAAAACAGCAACUACUGCUUAAUAAGAAAUUGAUAGGGUAUAAAAUUGUAAACAGUGUGAGAGGAAUAAGCUGGGUAAUUUUAUACGGACAUUAUCAGAUCUUACGCUACAUUGUUGAGGAAACUGAAAAACACAGAAAAACAGAAACCGAGUUAUUUCAGGAAUUUGCUGAAGAAUAUAAUUUUUCAAAGCCGAAAGAAACAGGCACCAAUGACGAAACUACGUUCGACUUGUCUUUCAGUACGAAAGAAGAUGAAACAAUUGAAAAAAGCGAAAGGGAAGAUAAUCAAAACAAGUUUUCGAUUGUAUGUGAAAGAACACGCUUACUUAUUUUGGGAUGUUACAGUGGUGAUCUAGAGACUGUAAAAAUUUUGCUUAAGUAUAUUGAUAAAGAGUCUUUGAACACGCCAUUGCCAUUUCCUAACGAUAUUUCUGAUGCAUGGUACUGGGAUACACCACUUACGGCUGCAUGUGAUUCUGGCAAAACACCUAUCGUGGAAGAAUUGCUUCUGAUUGGGGCUAACGUCAAUCAGGUGGGUAAAUUAGUAACACCACUUAUAUCUGCAUGUCAGGGUGGAUAUUUAGACAUUAUAGAGAUCUUGCUGAAGUUUGGUGCUGAUGUCAAUCUACCAGGUGCAUUUGAUAUCCCUCUUACAUCAGCAUGUAGGAGUGGACAUGUGAAGGUGAUGAAGAUUCUGCUCACAAAUGGAGCCAACGUUAAUCAGCAAGGUAAAUGCGAUACUCCUUUAACAGCGGCGUGUAAAAAAGGACAUUUAGAUCUUGUGCAGCAAUUGAUAGAAGCGGGUGCUGAUGUCAAUCUUUACGACCAGUCGAAUGAAUCUCCACUUACAACUGCAUAUAAUGGCGGUCACGAUAAAAUAGUGCUGGAGCUGCGAAAUUAUGGAGCUGAUUACUAUCUACCAAAAGCGCCAUGUAUGUAUAAUGAAGAAGAAAUUAGUGUUGCCAAUGAUAUAAUCAUGGUGGAUGGUUUUGAUAUAAGAUAGAAAAACGUUUAUAAACUUUUAUAAUAUAUUUUACUAAACUCUCUUUUUUAAGAUACAUGUAUUUAUUCAUUAUUUUGUAGUGUCAAUUCUUCUCAUAUAUUAAUCCUCCGCCCCCUUUCUUUUAAAUUACAAUAUUAGAAUAUUUUUUUACUAUUGACAGAUACAUAUACAUUAAUGUUUAACAUGAUUCAAUAUGCAUCAUGUAUUAAUAUUUAUUUGAAGAUUCUUCGAUAAGA
Molecule: messenger RNA, 3524 nt
Organism: Saccostrea cuccullata (small rock oyster)
Lineage: Eukaryota; Metazoa; Mollusca; Bivalvia; Ostreida; Ostreidae
Exons: 8
Coding region: 106-3288 (1060 amino acids)
Molecular function (GO): protein binding
Source: RefSeq, a predicted model, not a curated record